AUGACAUCAAAAAACUUAUUUUCAUCAGAAGUAAAAUUAUUUUUCAAUUUGAAAAAAACAUUUCAACCAAUUAUAAAUGUGUUCUCUUCUAUUCAGUCAAAAGAUCAGACUUAUUCAAAUAAUUCAUGGAUGAAAUUUACAAAAUAUUCAGAUGUUAUUGGUCAUAUACACUUCAGUCUUGAAUAUAUUUACACUUUAAAAAAAUUGAAUGUUAUAAUCAGUCAUUUGACUGGUGUCAGUAAUCUUGGAAAAAUUAAUAAGUUAUUUCCAAGUCAAAUCCAAACAAUAUUCAUUAUUGUUUUACAAUUAAGGCAAAGAAUAGACUUUUCAUUAAAUAAAAAAGAAUUUUAUAUAGAAAAUGAUGAUUUGCAUAGAAGUUAUUUUACAACACCAGUUCAGACAUUUGCAAAUCCAUGCUUUGACCAAGUAUUUGUUUUUGAUAUUCCCUUUAAUGAAUUAAAACACAGUGAAUUAGUAUUUUCAGUAUUAUAUUCAGCAUCAAAUGAUCAAAACAUUGUAUACAGUGACACUGAAGAACCAUACGAUAUCAGUAAAACAUUCAAUCUACUAUCUUCUCUCUACUGUCAUCAGUCUAGUCAAAAAUCAUCACAAUCAGGAAAAAUUGCAGAUGGGAUGCUAUGUAUUGGUGAAGCAAUUUAUAGGAUAGAUCAUGGAAAAUUAAUUAAUUAUCCAAAAGAGUUAAUACAUAUAUGGCAAGAAUUCUAUCCACCAUUAAAUUCCUCCGAUAAAUCUAUCAUUGAAAGGAAACCAAAUUCGCUAAGAAACAAUGGAAAAUUUAACAGAGAAGCUAGUAAAGAGGAUUAA
This is a messenger RNA of Schistosoma intercalatum, 825 nucleotides long. The record is from the annotation of a GenBank genome assembly. Lineage: Eukaryota; Metazoa; Platyhelminthes; Trematoda; Strigeidida; Schistosomatidae.